AUGCCCGAAUCCGACACAACCACCACCCAAGAAGCCCCACUGCCCCAGGAGCAGCAGACUUUGAUGUCGUUGGCGCGUCUGAUCCUCAAUCCCGACGGAAAGGACCCCAGAAUCGACCAGUACAUCACCAGCACCUUCAGCUACAUUCUGGGAGCCUUGUACAAGAUGACGACCUCCAGUGACAGAGAGGCAACGGCCAAGGAGAUUGCCGACGACUUGAACCGUCGUUUCGAGUCGUGGGUGGCGGAGAGAGAGAAGAAAGAGAAGGAUGCCCAAGCAGCCGCUCCUGCCUCCACAGAGCCCGAGGCCUCCAAGGACCAGCCCAAGAUCGAGGAGGUGGACUAG
Messenger RNA from Suhomyces tanzawaensis NRRL Y-17324, 345 nucleotides. RefSeq lists its product as uncharacterized. The transcript has a single exon. Bases 1 to 345 code for a protein of 114 amino acids. NCBI's taxonomy places the organism in Eukaryota, Fungi, Ascomycota, Pichiomycetes, Serinales, Debaryomycetaceae. The record is from RefSeq and is a predicted model, not a curated record.